This is a messenger RNA of Oryza brachyantha (malo sina), 1611 nucleotides long. RefSeq names its product aspartyl protease family protein 2-like. The record is from RefSeq and is a predicted model, not a curated record. Lineage: Eukaryota; Viridiplantae; Streptophyta; Magnoliopsida; Poales; Poaceae. Gene Ontology annotation, biological process: proteolysis. The coding region runs from base 21 to 1523 and encodes 500 amino acids. The transcript has a single exon. Gene Ontology annotation, molecular function: aspartic-type endopeptidase activity.
CGCUGCUGCUACUGCUGCUCAUGGCGCCGCCUCCGCCCUCGCUCGCCUCCUCCGCGGCGCUUCUCCUCCUCCUCCUGCUCCUCGCCGCCGGCCCUCAUGCUGCCGUUGGGGAGGCUGUGAGGUACCAGACCCUCGUUGCCACCCCGCUCUCGCCCCACCCGUACACCGCCCCCGCCUCCGCCGCCGUCGAGGAUGACGAUCUGUUCCAGGGGAGCCUUGCCGCGGACGAGGGCGCCGCCGCGGCGGCGACGGUCGGCCUUCGCGUCGUCCACCGUGAUGACUUCGCGGUGAACGCCACCGCGGCCGAGCUGCUCGCGCACCGGCUGAAGCGGGACAGCAAGAGGGCGUCGCGGAUCUCCGCGGCCGCGGGGGGUGCUGCGGCUAACGGUACGCGCGGCGGCGGCGGCAGUGGGUUCGUGGCGCCGGUGGUGUCUGGGCUGGCGCAGGGGAGCGGGGAGUACUUCACCAAGAUCGGGGUGGGGACGCCCGCGACGGCGGCGCUCAUGGUGCUCGACACCGGCAGCGACGUCGUGUGGCUGCAGUGCGCGCCGUGCCGCCGCUGCUACGACCAGUCCGGCCAGAUGUUCGACCCGCGGGCCUCCCACUCGUACGGCGCCGUCGACUGCGCCGCGCCGCUUUGCCGCAGGCUCGACUCUGGCGGCUGCGACCUGCGCCGUAAGGCGUGCCUCUAUCAGGUCGCCUACGGCGACGGCUCCGUCACCGCCGGGGACUUCGCCACGGAGACCCUCACGUUCGCCGGCGGGGCUCGCGUGCCGCGAGUCGCCCUGGGUUGCGGCCACGACAACGAGGGUCUCUUCGUCGCGGCGGCGGGGCUCCUCGGGCUCGGCCGCGGCAGCCUGUCCUUCCCUACCCAGAUCUCCCGCCGCUUCGGCCGGAGCUUCUCGUACUGCCUCGUGGACCGCACCUCCUCGUCGGCCAGCACCACGUCCCGGUCCUCCACCGUCACGUUCGGCUCCGGCGCCGUGGGGCCCUCGGCCGCCGCGUCCUUCACCCCGAUGGUGAAGAACCCCAGGAUGGAGACGUUCUACUACGUGCAGCUGAUGGGCAUCAGCGUGGGCGGCGCGCGCGUCCCGGGCGUCGCCGAGUCCGACCUCCGCCUGGACCCAUCCACCGGCCGCGGCGGCGUCAUCGUCGACUCCGGCACGUCCGUGACCCGCCUCGCGCGGCCGGCGUACGCCGCCCUGCGCGACGCCUUCCGCGCGGCGGCCGCGGGCCUCCGCCUCUCCCCGGGCGGGUUCUCGCUGUUCGACACGUGCUACGACCUGAGCGGCCUCAAGGUGGUGAAGGUCCCGACCGUGUCGAUGCACUUCGCGGGCGGCGCCGAGGCCGCGCUGCCGCCGGAGAACUACCUGAUCCCGGUGGACUCGAGGGGCACGUUCUGCUUCGCCUUCGCCGGGACCGACGGCGGCGUGUCCAUCAUCGGCAACAUCCAGCAGCAGGGCUUCCGCGUGGUGUUCGACGGCGACGGCCAGCGCCUCGGCUUCGUGCCCAAGGGCUGCUAAAAUCACAGCACGCUCUGCGCAAGACUAAUUAACCGGAGUACGUACGCCUUGGUUAGUCAUAAUUAAGUACUAAGGGGUUUGGUUUAAU